CCGCUGGCCUUAUUUUCACGUCUACAAGGUCGCGCAUCGCGGUGCAGACGACGAUGACCGCCGGAUCGCUCGACUCCAUCAGCUGACUGCGAUGCUGAAGCUCGCUACGGGCGUGCUCUUAGAAACGGUAGCGAAUUCGUCGCAUCGCGCAACUCCACCAGCGUCGAGUGUGGCGCUACUACGAUCGCAUACCUGCCGCCGCCGCCGCCACGCGAGGUGUCGGCAACUCUCCAGCGACUCUCGCAACAACGUCGACCCGCCAACGACGCAAACGACGACGGCAAACAAUGAAGGAGCGACUUCCCGAUGCGAAUCGAGCAGCGAAAGCCGCAAGAACGACGGCUCAGCACCGAAGGAGCCCCCGGUACCGCCCGGAAAGGAAGAGUGCUGCGGCAGCGGGUGUUCGAAUUGCGUGUGGCUGGUGUACGCCGAAGACUUGGUCGACUACUACAGGGACGGAGGCGCCCGAGCGGCCGAGGAGGUCGCCAAGAUACCAGACCCCAACGUGCGCCAGUUCGUCAAAACCGAGCUGGACUACAUACUGAAAAGCGAGAAGUGAAUCAUUAAGACGGGAAGUAAUCAUUAAGAAGUGUAUGAUUACCGCGGUCGUGACGUAGCGGAAACUGGACGUCGAUAUAGAAAGGCGCGUUCGAUCUAUUAUAAUUAAAUUCUGGGAGGUUUUACGUGCCACGAACCACGAUAGAGGCACGGCCAACUCGUUAGAAACGUUGUUCUGCGCCCGACUGGAGAUCACGCAUUGCCGGAUUUCAUUAAACGGGUGCCACAACGUAGCUUCCCACGUUCCAGUCGGCCGGUGGGCUGGCAAGAUACAAGAACUGCAAAUACUACUUGAUUAGGCGAAAUAAUGAAUGAAUGUACACCUUUGUGUUCUUCAAAAGCUUUCAAAUAUUACAUCAAUGUUACAUGACAAGGACAUUUUUCAAAUUUUGAUUCACUUGUGUGAGACCAAUCGAAUCAAAAACUGUAUCAGAAAGUGAAUAGUCAGCCCAAGCAAUGUUCUGAAGUUGCACUAAAAGCAACUGAAGAAAUGGAUACAUAUGAACACACACAUAUGUAU
Rhipicephalus sanguineus (brown dog tick) is the source of this 1078-nucleotide messenger RNA. RefSeq names its product oxidoreductase-like domain-containing protein 1. Lineage: Eukaryota; Metazoa; Arthropoda; Arachnida; Ixodida; Ixodidae. The coding region runs from base 92 to 559 and encodes 155 amino acids. The record is from RefSeq and is a predicted model, not a curated record. The transcript has a single exon. Gene Ontology annotation, cellular component: mitochondrion.